GUCCGGCUUUUACCUUUCUCCUUCGGCUUCCCUGCGCGUAGGGCUGGUAGCUGGCUGUUUCCUGGUCUCGCAGAAAGAGGCAGUGCUGAGUUAGGAAGACAAAAAUAGACCUUUACAGAGAAAUAUAGGGAUUGUGUGCCUGGUGAGGAGGAGAGAGGAGAGCGGCACCCGGCUGGUUUCCAGGAGGAGCCCUUUUUUUCCCUCUCGUUGCAUGUUAGGCAUUUUUGCACAGAUUUCUCCCCCCUAACCCCUCCCCGCCGGGGCACGGUUACCUCUGUCGCCUGCGCUCCGCAUCUCUUCUGGGGAGCGAGCAAACCAACUCCGCUGCGAUCAGAGAGCGGCUAGAGACCAUUUUAUGUGAGCAAGCCGGGGGGAAAGAAGAGAAGAGAAACCGGCGCGGGGACACACGGAUAUAAAGACUUGUCUUCUGCCUCCCCGCCCCCCUACCCCCCACCCCCCCCCCCCGCCCUCCUUCUCCCCUGUGUAAAUACAAAAUCUGUAAAGGCAACGGUUUGACAUCCAUCCUAAGCAGCGGCUAUGGGGUGUUUGGGCAACAGCAAAACGGAGGAUCAGCGUAUCGAUGAGAAAGCGCAGCGAGAAGCCAACAAAAAAAUAGAGAAGCAGUUGCAGAAAGAGAGGCUGGCUUAUAAAGCGACACACCGCUUGCUCCUGCUGGGAGCUGGUGAGUCAGGAAAAAGCACUAUUGUGAAACAAAUGCGAAUCCUACAUGUCAAUGGAUUUAAUUCAGAAGAAAAGAAACAGAAAAUACUGGAUAUUCGGAAAAACGUUAAAGAUGCAAUUGUGACUAUAGUUUCAGCUAUGAGCACUUUAAUACCCCCAGUUCCACUGGCUAACCCAGAAAACCAAUUUCGAAUGGACUACAUCAAGAGUAUAGCUCCUCUUUCUGACUUUGACUAUACACAGGAAUUCUUUGAACAUGCAAAAAAGCUCUGGGAUGAUGAAGGCGUAAAGGCAUGCUUCGAGAGGUCAAACGAGUAUCAACUGAUUGACUGUGCACAGUACUUUUUAGAAAGAAUUGACAGCGUCAGCAUGGAUGACUACACACCUACAGAUCAGGACCUAUUAAGAUGCAGAGUGUUGACAUCAGGGAUUUUUGAAACAAGAUUUCAAGUAGAUAAAGUAAAUUUCCACAUGUUUGAUGUAGGUGGCCAGAGAGAUGAGAGAAGAAAAUGGAUCCAAUGCUUUAAUGAUGUCACGGCUAUCAUCUUCGUUGUGGCUUGCAGUAGCUACAACAUGGUAAUAAGGGAAGACAAUAACACAAACAGACUACGGGAAUCCCUGGACCUUUUCAAAAGUAUCUGGAAUAAUAGGUGGUUACGGACCAUUUCUAUCAUUUUGUUCUUGAAUAAACAGGACAUGCUGGCUGAAAAAGUCUUGGCAGGGAAGUCAAAAAUUGAGGAUUACUUUCCUGAAUACGCGCAUUAUACUGUACCUGAGGAUGCAACACCAGAUGCAGGAGAAGACCCCAAAGUCACAAGAGCCAAGUUCUUCAUCCGGGAUGAGUUUUUAAGGAUAAGCACGGCGAGCGGGGACGGCCGGCAUUACUGCUACCCACACUUUACGUGUGCAGUGGACACAGAAAAUAUCCGCAGAGUGUUCAACGACUGUCGAGAUAUCAUUCAAAGGAUGCAUCUCCGCCAGUACGAACUCUUGUGAGGGGGAUCACCGUGGAACCUGUGGUUUUAAAUUCUUUGCUCCUUACUCUUUCUCUUGAUGCUACCCCACACAGGGUGGAAGAAUAUACUAUAGAAAUGUCAGUCUCUUCACUUUGUUUACUUUAAUUAUUUAACCUUAAAGCUGAUUUGAAGCGAGUUGGGGUUGUUUUUCCUUCAUGCUUUUGGGACUAUUUUUGUGCUUUAUUUUGACAUGCCACUUCUUUGUCAUUCCACUAAGCCCUUUGGCUACCUCUGUUCCCGUAGGUUUUGUUUUUCUAACCGAACGUGGCCUGCUAAAUUUUUUCCAGCAGGUUACCGUCGGCUCAAACUGGUAUGUCAGCCGGAUGACACUAAAGUCGUACCCGUCCCUCUGUGUGGGUUUCCUUUUUAACAUGACAUUGAAGAGUACUUGAUGGGUGAAAAAAAAAGAUUAAUGCACUUUGUAUCAGGUUAUUAAAUACUGUUGAGGAAGUAGACACACAAUGUAGCAGCACCACAAUAUUUAUUACUCUGUCACAGUUUUUAAGCAUUUCUGAGUUGCAGGUCAACUGAUAAAGUGACCUCCUCUUUUAAGCCGUUACAGGCACAGGAAGUAGAGUAGAUAACGAGAGGAACGGUGAAGACAAAGCAAUUUUUCUGGGGUUUUGGAGCUAAGCGUCUCUGCACACCUCAGGCAAUUGAAUUACAGCUACUUUUCAGCCUGUUACAUCUAGGCAGAGAAUUUACCACCCUCACUUACGUUGUUUGUGCUGUCCACAAAUGAUCCUUUUAGUUCCGAUCAUUCUUGGACAACAGUCCUCUCCCUAUAUAUAUUUUUUUGUUUUACUGCUGGUUUAUUAUAUUGUACAGACUGUAAAAUGUAAUAUUAUUUUGUACAACUUUAUUGAAGAAAAAUACUUGUAGAAGAUCUUUGUGCCUUGAUUAUGGCUGUACCUGUAAAAUGAGCUAAGAUGUAAGUAUGUUUUUGAUUGCGCUGUACAGCUUGAUGUCAACCUUACCUGCAGCAGUGACUGGAGGUAAGAACUUUAUCUGUAGAGUUUAGGGGUUUUUUUCUGGUUUAUAUAAAAAUGCUCUUUAGUAUAAAAAUUAUAAAUUAUGCAAAUUAACCACUUACCUUUCCAAGUAAGGUAUUACAGUCACCGGAUGUUGCAGCAAACAUGCCUUUCUCUUUUGAAGUCUCAGCUUUAAAACAUUGGAAUUCAUUCAAGUGUCCAAAUCGCAACCUGGUGUUGUUUUAAUGGGAACCAAGGAGUUGGUUUUAUUAUUAUUAUUUUAUUUUCCUUUCUAUUUAGAAGAUAUGUUUGGUAAUUCUUUGGUCACUCAUAGAACUUCACAAUUGCACAGACCGAUUGUGAACGUGUGAAGCACCAUUCUAUAGAGCUCUUCAAUCUUUGUACCAACAGCGGCUUUCGUUGUGCAAGUAAAUAGCGAGAAAGAAGGGAAAAAAAAGAGGAAAAAAUACCAAAAAAAGGUGUAAAAACCCUUGUGUCUGGCCUGAGAGAAUUACAAGAUGACAUUUUUAUUUCUCUUUUAAUAAAGAGACACAUUAGAAAAUUGUUUUAUUUUAAAUAUUGUAGAAUCAAAACGUGUGAAUAUUUCUCAAACUUGAAUAAUUUAUGCAAAUGACAUUCUCGAAACAAGUUGUGGUACAGUACAAUAUAUAAAAAGCAAGAAUUGCUGUAGCAAUAAGGCAUGUCCUUUUUAGUAACUAUAACACUGCUUUAUAUUUUAUACAUAGGUGUUUUAUGUCUGUGACUAUAUACUUUUCCUGUGUCCAAGAUAACCUGUACAAAUGUCUACAAUUACAGUUGCAAUAACAGAAACCUAGAGAAGCGUUAGACUACAUUACUUUACAGAGUGUUUUGUCACACUUCGGACCUUUCUUCCCACUUCAUUUUAAAUUUAGGGAGAGAUAAAGACCUAACACAUUAUUCCUCACAUUGGCAUAUAAAUCAGUAGGUUUGAUUAACUUUUCCCUGUAAGCAUCUUCAUUAGUUACAAAGCCCAGUCAGUCAUCUUUCUAAAUUCAGACUACAGACGAGUUGAGAAUUUGUUUCUAUUUGAUGAUAAACAGUCCCGUUGUUGAGACUAUAAUAUGGCCGUUUCCUCUUCCCAGAAAUGCCUAUACCCUGCUAGAGCUGUACGUUCAAUUAGUCAGCAGAUACUUCCCAGAACGGCAAAGGCUGGGUGGAAUAAGGUAAUAAUAAACAAAACUCCCGAACAACGCAAAGAUUCUCUUGCUUCCCGUGCCAAAGACAGUAGCGGAGCAAACGACAAAAGAUAAGGCUUUUGUAGAAAGCACGGCCCCCAGCCCAGGAGUUGGGGUUAGAGCUCCCAGCCUCUGCAGGAAUGUCAACAGGAAAACUGGUCCUGGUGUGAAAUAGUCCCUCUGGUUUUUGUGGGGCAGGUGAGGAGAAGCAUUAGGUCUGUCGUAUCUUCCCCUCGUAAGCAGCACACAGAGGCAUCGAGCUCAGAUUGGACCUUCUCAGUGCUGCCGGCCCAGCGGGGGCCCAUGGCCUGGCUCUGGCUCUGCGGCCCAGCUCUGGCUCUGCGGCCUCCACCUCCCCACAGAGGAGACGGUGCUGUUCAAAACAUGACUCCACAAUACAGUUCACAGAACUUGGCAGCCCUGCAGGAACCUACAAUGAGGCACAUUCCCAUCCCCAUCUGUCCGCACACUGAGGGCCGAGGCGUUAGGAUAAUGUUACUGCAGCUGUAUUUGACCUUCCUUCUCGCAACCGGAGGGCCCCUCGCCACACACAUCUCUGGGAUGCCAGAGGGCCCUCAUUUCUUAAGCUCAUCAUAGCACAUCUUUCUAAAAAUAGCAGCAUGAGGUGUCCCCUUAAUUUUUUUUUCAGCAAGUUUUAAGUGUGUCUCAGCCAACUGGAUCCACGAGCUUCUUCCCUUUGUUUGGUAGACGCUAACUGCAAAGUGUAGUCAGCUAACUAUUCAACGUGUUCAGGAACUGGAAGAUUCCUUGUCCCAAACCACAGUCCCUUAACAUACGACACCCUAAAAAGGUUACGGAAGUGCACAUCUCUCAGUGCUGAUGUGUCUAGUUUCUGCCUGACCCUAACACACAGAAGUAUGACAUGAGAAGGGCCAUGCAGCAAUAAAACAGAGAAAUGUUUCCAGUUUGCAGGACUGAGCCUCCACCGGGGUAAGACACUAGUGCAGAUAAGUGAUGAGGCUAGAAGAUUUACAUAAUGUACAGUUACACUUUUAAUAUACAUAUUUGAUACAAAAAUUAUAGCAGGAAAAGGACUCAUUUGAUUGUAGAAUACAGUAUUUUUGUACAGCAUGAAACGUUCAUUUCAGUUAAUUAUUUAUCCUGUAGUAGUCAUAUCAGCUGUAUAGGACUUCUAUAGUAUGUGUAAAUGCAACCUGCCUUCAGACUAGCAAUCAAAUUAGGUCAUUUGCUGGCAUGAAUAUAGUCUGAUGUUUGACUGUUCUCAGCUUUGGUAUUUCAGUGACUGAAUGCAGAUGUCUGGCUCUUCAUACUGCUUUACGCUUACUGAUUAAACGCUGAGCAAAAUAAAAUGGUGAAGUGAGAAGCUGAAAAUGAGCUAGUAUCAGGAUUACAAGCAGAGCACCUGCUGCACAGUAUAUAGUAAAGACUCUGCUCUCAUACGGAAGGAAGCAUUUUUGGAGGGAGAAGUCAGUUGGUGUUAUGCUGCCCUGGAAAAGAAAUGAAGACCGUCACUUUGCUGUUACAGUGGGUUCUGAAUCGGGAGUGAACACCACGACCGUCAGAUCUCCAAAUUCUAAAUUCUAUGUUGGGUUGCAAGGGUUGGGCCAGUUUCCUAGUACCAGUGCCUUCUCCAGGAGGCUGAAGAGUCUGUACCUUGCAGUGCUGGGCACUAACUGGAAUAGUCACCAGGUCAACAUUAGCCCAGAGGCCAAUCUUCCCUCUAGUCCAUCUAGCAUAAAUAGAGAGCUGGGCUCCUCAUCUGAUCUGCCUUCAAGAGAAGCCCGACUUUAGCUGCUGUAAAUCCACCCGGAGGCAGCCUUCCCAGGCUAAAGUUAGGUUUCGUGAAUGUGCCCCUUGCUCCCCCCAAACCCCCCUCCUACCCAGCACAUGCUGCAAAAAAACACGUUGGCUAAUCCAAAUCUGAAGGUGAACUUUGUUCAACAACAAAGAACUUCUCUGGGUUUUGGCUUGACUUUGCAGUUCAAAUUAAAGUUUACAACAGGUUGAGGCCAAGUUCUGACAGUUGUGAGGACAAUGCAACUUUAAGUAGCCAACCUCUUGUUUUGCAGUCAAGAUGCACUGCCUGGCGAGUGCAGAGAGCGUGUGUAGUUUGAAGGCAGCUACUCUCAGGAAUAUGGGAUAAACAGAACUACUUUCAACAUGAAAUAUUAACAGUUGCAUAAAAAUGAAUUUAGAAGUUUGGGGUUAUCUGUGUAUUAAGCAGCCUAAACUCAACAGCAGUACAGAACACGUGAAAGCUUUCCAACCCCCAAGUCUCAGACUACGCUGUCAACAGGCUGUAAGUUUUUGCUUCUUGCUCUAGGUUUCUAGGAGUUCCGUUUUCUUUUUGAACCGGGGAACUAAUUAAUUGAUUUACCUCUGAGGACAUACUGAGCACUGGAACUGCCUGCGAGAGCAUAAGCAACACACUCCAUAUCAAAUGUGAAUUGGACCCGAGGAGGCAGACUGGUGGCACGUGGCGAACGUUUCCACCGUGGGAAGCAGUUUAAGGCACAAGUUUGAAAACCACGAUCACCACGCAAAAGAGCUUGAGGUGGACACGGUCUCGUUUUCAUAGUUGGUAAACCAACCAAGCCAAACUAGUCUUUCUACUGUUCAGUGCACAAUACUGAUUAUUUUUACAAGUCAAUAGUUUACAAUGCACCCUCUUUAUAAGAAAAUGUUAGAUGCUUGUACCCAGAUACUAAUUAGAUCUUUAACAGCAUUGCUUUGUACCACACAGAACACGUGGCUCCCACAGAUGUACUUUAUCGAGUGGAUGCAGUGUACUGAGUGGGUUGGGUGGGUAGGCAAUCUUUUCUAUUUUUUGAUUUCACAGGUAGAAUCAGUUUUAAAAUCUAGCUGACUGCCAUGUUGAUUUAUUUAUGAAAGUUAUCUGACAAAAAUAAAACACAGUUAAAACUCACCAUGAUGAAACUAGGGUUGUUUCUGUUCCUCCAACUGAACGAUGGGACGCUGAUCUCUGGGAUCUUCCCCGCGUGCAGCACUUCACAAGCACUAUGUGUGUGCCCACUGAGAAUCAAACGGGGACGAAACCACCACAGCAGCUGGAGCGCAAAAGGGUAACGCACACAAAUUAAGGCACAACUGAAAAAGAAGUUGAACUUAAAACUCUUUUUUUGUUGUUGUU
Colius striatus (speckled mousebird) is the source of this 7018-nucleotide messenger RNA. It is a transcript of the gene GNAL, whose product is annotated as G protein subunit alpha L. The transcript is spliced from 12 exons. The record is from RefSeq and is a predicted model, not a curated record. Bases 538 to 1677 code for a protein of 379 amino acids. Gene Ontology annotation, molecular function: GTPase activity; GTP binding; G-protein beta/gamma-subunit complex binding. Lineage: Eukaryota; Metazoa; Chordata; Aves; Coliiformes; Coliidae. Gene Ontology annotation, cellular component: heterotrimeric G-protein complex. Gene Ontology annotation, biological process: adenylate cyclase-modulating G protein-coupled receptor signaling pathway.